GAUGUUGGUGAUAGUGCCGAGUUUAGCACUUUGCAACAUGAUCCACGGAGAGGCCGGGCUCUGCGGCGCUGCAUCCUGCCACACCGCACCACAUGGAGACCGGAUAGAGGCUCGGUGAACGGGGGAUGAUAAGGAAAGAAGGAGGUGGACCGUCUUCCUCUGUGGGAUGCCUAUAUGAACAGCAUCAGCAGCUCCUGACAAAGCAAAGGCGAGACAGAGACAUGAGGGUGACGGGAAGCGCUGCCGGUGCUGAUUGCGGUCUGCGUCAAAGCUCCUCCAGCAGAUGAUGAUGCCCUCUGUGCCUCCGAAAGGACUUUUUGGGUUUGCUGUUUGCUUGUGAACACCCCUCAUGCUGCAGGGGCCUGUGUUCGUAACUCGGGGUGUAAACAAUCCAGCAGGGACAGUCAUGGUUACCCCAUCUCCAGUAGCUCAGACGCUCUCAGCAUCUGCAUUGUAAAAGAGGGGAGAGUGGGGGUUUUGAAGGAAUAUGCAGAGGUAAACACAACAAACAACAACAAAAAAUUAUUUUCAGAUCUUGAUCAGACACAGCCAUAGCCGGAUUCUGGGGGUUUGCUUGUUUACCAACAUGAACUCGCUGUUUUUCUCCGACACUCCGCCCGGUCCGGUCUGCAACGUCCCCACCGGGUCGGGCGCGGUGACCAGCGCCCUGCGUAACGACCUGGGCUCCAACAUCCAUGUGCUGAAAACCCUCAACCUGCGAUUCCGCUGCUUCCUCGCCAAAGUCCACGAGCUGGAGAGGAGGAACAAACUGUUGGAGAGCCAGCUGCAGCAAGCUCUGCAGAGACCGCAGUACCGACACCUUUACGCCCGGGAAGUCGCCGUGCAGACCGACGGCCCAGAGUCCAGGCUGCCAGGCACCAUCUGGAGCUUCACCCACGUCCGGAGGCAAGGAGAGCGCUUGGAGACCCUCCACGCGCCCGGGGUGACGUGGACGCACCCGGACGGAGUUGGGGUCCAGAUAGACACCAUCACCCCAGAAGUGAGGGCUCUGUACAACGUGCUGGCCAAAGUCAAGAGGGAGAGGGACGAGUACAAGAGGAAAUGGGAGGAGGAGCUGUCCAAACGACAGCAGCUGGAGUCCACGGUGGAAUCCCUGCAGCAGAGCGCCAGGGAGUCAUCAGAGGUCCAAGAUGAGCUGAGCGAGAAGGUGGACAGACUGAAGGCUGAACUCGUCGUCUUCAAGAGCCUGAUGAGUGACCAGCAAAUGUCUGACCUGGACUCUAAGAUUCAGGAGAAAGCCAGGCGGGUGGACAUGGACAUCUGCAGGCGGAUUGACAUCACAGCCAAGCUGUGUGACGUGGCUCAGCAACGCAACUCAGAGGACAUGUCAAAGAUGUUCAACGUCAGUCCUGUCAGGUCGCUCCCAGAGAAGGGUGCCAUGGCCUGCUGCAGGAGAAAAGAGCGUAAAGUCGUGUCUGAUGAGGAGACAUCGGAAAUGGAUGCCGAGCCCAGCCCGACAGAGGAGGAGGUUCCUGGGUCACUCAACAUCACAGACGAGAUGAAACGCAUGCUCAACCAGCUACAUUGCUCAGAUAACUCCUUUGUUGCCAGGCGCGAAACGUUCGAAAUUGACGACGACUGCGACAGUCUGACAUGGGAGGAGAACGAGGAGACUCUGCUGCUGUGGGAGGACUUCACAAACUACAACUUGCCGUGCGCCAUCACUGCGACUCCCUGCACAACCGCCUGCCCCUGUGAUGGCACAGUCGAAGCUGCUGAUCCAGACUCCCAGGAUGGAAGUCUUGGCAGCCUCAUUGAUGAAACAGAGUCACUAUUUAAGACCAGAGAGCAGGAGUACCAGGAGACCAUCGGCCAGAUCGAGAUGGAAUUGGCCACAGCAAAGAGUGACAUGAACCGACACUUGCACGAGUACAUGGAGAUGUGCAGCAUGAAAAGAGGCCUGGACGUGCAGAUGGAAACCUGUCGGCGAAUGAUAAAAGGUGGCAGGAACUCUCCUUCUUUCAGCUCUGUGGCCAGCAGUGACUCAGGGAACACAGAUGAGAUCCAGGACGAGAUUUUGGACAAGGACCCAGAGGCUGAAGUCCCUGUUAGUUGAUGGCUGCAUGGCCGGGCCCUGUCUAUCUCCUCCUGUCUACCCCUGGUCAUCACAGGGUUUAAAACCCUACCACAGAGGUGGACCAAUUUAAAUCUGGGCCUGUCUGUCCUAUCAAAGUUCUGAUGGUCGUGCUCACUGACCAAGACCCAGAACUGGUGCUUUUAUACGGUUUCUGUUGUUUAGAAAAUGGUGUCGGGGGUAUCUUUGCUUCCAAAAGAGAAAAGAGUGCAUAAAGAAACCAAGCUGUGCUCUCUUCCUCGCUGGAUCCUUGUCCAGAGCUUCACAUAAUUUUGGGGGGCAAAAAAUAUUUUAAAUGCGAUAAGAAGUGUUUUUUACCCUAUUAAGAUCCUUUAUUUCUAAAGGAAUUGAAUACAGUACAUAUUGUGCUCGUUGUUUGGUGAACCACAAAUACAUUAUUCACCAAAAAGAAACCACACCAUUCUUUUAAAUUUUUUAUAUUUAUUUUAGAUUGCAAGGGUUGGUUCCUUGUGAUUGGAAUAUGGUCUUGUUUUUGCAUUAUUUGAGUCCAGGUGGGGUAUUUGCAAUCCGAAUUAAACUGUAGGGGAAUUAAGUGUCUUCUGCCUAGGAGACAAAAACAAGUGGAGACAAAUGGUGUUGGAGAUCUGGUGGUUUCUGAGGGAACUCGACAGGGUUGCCAAAGUUGUCAGAGGAAAGGAGCACAGCCUUUUGAUGCGUCAGUGCACUACUGAAGUUCUAUGCAAUUUAGCUGGCCUUAUUUUUGGACUGGCUUUCACCCUUCCUCGUUUCUCUUAAAACCAUUAGCCUUUUAAGCAAAGCAGGUGUUUUCUAUGUAUCAGUUUAAGAACACUUGUUUGUGUAUAAAAUAAACUUUGUAUGGGACAUUUGUUUUUUCCAUGAACAUCAACAGUAAAAACUGGAACAGCGCCCCCUAAUAUCUUAAUUUAUGGCAAUAAUAGUCAAUAUUUGCCAGAUAUUAUGCUGCUAAAUCAGCCAGUGCUGUGAUUUUACUGGGAAGCAUUGUUCUCAUCAUGUGCAGUUUAUUUGUGCACAAUAAGACACAUAAAAAUAAAAACGGAUAAAGUUCAAUCACUGUAGUAAAAGAAGCUGAAUCAAAUGUCAAAGCCAAACAAUGCCCUCUAACAUUUCAAGCAAAACCAAAGGACUCAUUUUUAAAAGGUUCUGUUUUACAUUAACCUUAUACAUGAGCAUUGUUUAUACUCAUUUUACUUUUAGGAAAUGAUUAUCUUUGUUGUGUGUGGUGUCAGUACUUUUUCCUGCUGUGCUGCGGGGGACUCUGUUCCAGACAGGUUGCACAUCCUGCUUUGUCUCCUCUGAAUCGGGGCUUGAAACAUCAGACUGUACAUAGAGGGCUGUAGGCAUGUGAUCGUAUACCCCAGAGGCCUUUUUUGUUUAUAAAUGUCUUUUUGCGACAGAUUGAGAUGUCUCAUAAUUUCGCUGUUCAGUGUUUCCACUGGAUGAGCGCAGAAACUGAUCGACGCAUGGGGACAGAAGUGAUCUUUUUAAUCACCUCUUUGUAUUAUAAUGUAUGUACGGUUUGCUGGAUCAAAGAUUAAAAAGUGCUACUUCUAUCUAGAAGUUUUACAAAGCAGAAUGUUAAAAUACAGCCUUUUGUUGUUUAAGCAUGCCUGUGGGAUGAAAAAGGAGCUGUGGGUCUUUUUUUAUAUAACAUUAUAUUUUGAACUAAAAAAGCUGCAAUGCAGACUGUGCGCUAUGUUUUUAAUCAAAACACUGUCUAUUCUAAUCAUUAAGUAAUGGUAUUUGUGGCAGAAAAUGUAUUUUUCACUGUUUUUAAUCAUUCUGUGUUAACCAAAAAAAAAAACUGUGUCAACUGUGUUCUUGUCGCCAUAGUCAGCUGUGAUUAUUUUUGCAGGAUUAUUAAUCUUUUUGGAGGUUUUGGUCAUUUAUUGACCAUUGCAGGUCGCCCAUAAUACAAACUAACCAAUUAUAUCAGACAAGAGUGAGGAAAAGCCUCACUCACAGAAAACUUUGUAUUUCCUGUCUUUAAGUUGAUAUAAAACCAGCCUGAUAAGUGACAAAGAGCCAUUCUGUUAAUGGUACUGUACUUUGUAGCAACAAAGUCAAACAUUGUUGAUUGUGUGGCUGCAACACCCAGGAACAUACAGUGGUGUUUAACAAAAAGGGUAUCACCUCAUAAAACUGCAAUUGUCCCCCGAACUACUCAAGUAUAUGGCAACAUAUCUUACAGGUUGCAUAAAGAUAACAGUGAAGUGUGUUGGCGAUGAUGUAAAUUUGCAUCAGCUGAUACUUCUAGCUAUGUAAACACCAUCUGAGUCAUCCCUUGUUUGUGUUAGGUGACGCCUGGUGAACUUUUCAUUUUGCUUUUCGUUUAAAAUGUUGAACUGAAGCGACUUGAGGGCUUCCGGUAACAUUUCAGCCAAGAAUGUCAUGUCAACAAAACUGUCAUGUAAAGGUUGCAAGUGCUCAUUUUGAAAUAUUUUGAGAGCAGCUCUCAAGUAUCAGUUAGCUCUUCCCGAACUUUUAUUAAAUAUCUUUUGUUUAUAUUUCUAAUUGUGAUGCUAUUCAUUAAUGCAUCUCAAAAAAAGAAUUAGAAAGGAGUGAAAUUCAUAACUUUUUUUUUUUAAACACCAGUGCAACAGAUCACCCAUAAUACAAACUAAUUGAUUAUGUCCGACAAGAAUGAGGGACAGCCUCGCUCACAGAAAAUAAAGAAUCAUACUUUUAUCUUUGCGUUGACAUAAAACCAGCCUGUUCAGUAACAAAGAGCCAUUCAUUUAUUAGUACUGUACUUUGUAGCAACAUCAUCAAACUUCAUUUACUGAUUGUAUGGCUGUAACAUCCAGGAGCAUCAGCUGUCUUUCACACAACUCUGGCCAUAACACUAACCAGCCAACCAAAGCAAACGUGUACAGUAACGUGACAAAGAUGCAAAUCAAGCUAUGAAUCCGACUGACUCUGGAAAGUCUCAGUGUUCGAACAUGCCUACCACAGAUGUGUUUGUGUGCAGACUUUUGUAUGGUUUGGAAAAAUGUAUUGUUUUCCAUUAUCACUAACUUUUCAGGACGUGUUAUCUCCACUCUCCAAUCCCUUGAAGCAGGUUCCAGUUAUAUAUCAGUUGAAAAUACUGUAGCAACCCUCCUCGUUGAAUGUAGCUUGGUUGGAGGAAUCCUCUAAAGACCUUAAGUCAAAGCUGCGCAAAAAGACAUGUAGCUGUUAAAAACCCAGGGAUACAUGGUGUGCUGUUACUGCGUGGAGACCUUGGUAUGUUUUGCUUUAUUAAACAGGUUCUUAGUCUGAUCAACUUACAGUUUGUGACCUACAUGUAUGUAAAUUAGGUCAUGGUGGAUGCGAAUGUUUCAUACUAUAAAGGGGUUUUAUACGAGUGGUUUUUAUCUGUAAAGCACUAGGAUUAUAUGGUUGUGUUAGCUGUUGUGUCAACACAGUUUUACAUGUUCAUUGGCAUAACUGUUUGCUGUUAACGUCUUUAUUACUUUUAAUAUCAUAAACAUGACGGGGAGAUAAAAGGUGCAGCAAUACUUGUGGCCAUAUUUGGGUAUUUUCUGCUGACCUGUGUUGGAUACUGGUCUUUGUGUUUGUUUUGCCUCAUAGGUGGCAUCCUGUUGAUUUUUCUAUUUUAUUUAAUUGCUUUUCUCUCUUUAGGAUUUUUGUUUCUUUAAACUAUUGAUACAGUGUAUUCAUGUGGGUCUAGGGCAGAUUCAGUUUUGAAAUGUACUCAAUUGAUUCGGGGAUAAAAUGAAAUAAAAUGGAGGAUUGGAUAAAAUAAA
Messenger RNA from Acanthochromis polyacanthus (spiny chromis), 5844 nucleotides. RefSeq names its product intermediate filament family orphan 2b (gene iffo2b). The transcript has 8 exons. The coding region runs from base 587 to 2077 and encodes 496 amino acids. The record is from RefSeq and is a predicted model, not a curated record. NCBI's taxonomy places the organism in Eukaryota, Metazoa, Chordata, Actinopteri, Pomacentridae.